This is a messenger RNA of Coniophora puteana RWD-64-598 SS2, 3576 nucleotides long. Its product is annotated as ARM repeat-containing protein. The coding region runs from base 1 to 3576 and encodes 1191 amino acids. The transcript has 17 exons. The record is from RefSeq and is a predicted model, not a curated record. Lineage: Eukaryota; Fungi; Basidiomycota; Agaricomycetes; Boletales; Coniophoraceae. Gene Ontology annotation, cellular component: condensin complex; condensed chromosome. Gene Ontology annotation, biological process: mitotic chromosome condensation.
AUGCCUGCCCGCACUACUGUGGACAGAGAACAACUAUCGACAUUGAUACCGCGCAUAUUUGACCAGGCUCAGAAUACCGCUGCCAACCACCAGAAGAACCUCGUUGCUCUCCACAAACUCCAUGCUCAGGCCGCAACAAUUACCGAGAAAGUCGACGAUGGCGCGAGCAUGAAGCUGACGGGAGAGAAGAUGUUCGAAGACGUGUUUCAGGACAUGGUCUUGCGAGUGGUGGUGGUCAAGAAGGGAACGUCACAGGCCGACAAAAUUGUCAAGUUCAUCGGGAUGUAUAUCAAGUUCAUCAAUGACAAGGCUGCGGAAAUCAAGAAGGAGGACGAUGAAGAUGAAGAUGAUUCGACUGCUGGCCGGUUCUUCAACAAGUUGCUCAGAUACUUGCUCAAGGGGCUGACGGCCAAAGACAAGAUUGCCCGGUUUCGUUGCGUCGACAUUCUCAACGAGUGUGUUUCGCAUAUUGGCGAGCUUGAAUCUGCUCUACUCGACCGGAUACGAGACAGGGAGGCGAUAGUCCGCAUUCGGGCUGUCCAAGCGAUCACGAAACUCUGCGGAAACGAGUCACCGGACGACGUCGAAGAUGGGGAGUCCGCAAUAGAGGUCUUGCUUAACACUCUCGCUCGAGACCCUUCUAGCGAAGUUCGACGUUGCACACUCAUGAAUAUACCACUUUCUCCUUUCACCCUUCCUGGCGUACUUGGACGCACACGCGAUACGGAAGACACGAUACGCACUGUAGUCUACAACAUCAUUCUCGCGACCAACAUCACCGUCGCUGGCCAAGAACGAGUUGCAGAUGGGGACAGCAACAAUGCUCCAAAUCCCAUGGGCCCAACGCACCCACGCGCGCUAUCCAUUGCCCAGCGAGAACUUGUGAUACAAAAUGGCCUCGGCGACCGAAACGCCAGCGUGCGUAAAGCAGCUGCGGCAUUACUCGGGAAGUGGGUUGACAACGUUACAAUCGAGCCUAAAGGCGAACCCGAGGACGAGGAGCUGCCCCCAGCCGGUAGCGAGGAGGCGAGGGCAAGAGAGAAAGAAAAAGAAAAGGAGGAGGUGCGGGAUCGGCUCAUAGCGCUCCUGAGGAUGUUCGACCUUGUGGAGAACAAAGUCGCGGAGAACGCGCUACUCAGCAUCUUUGCCACGCGUUUGGAUGUCUUUGACAAGCUUGAAUUCAAAGAACCGUACUGGCUCACCCUUACUCCCGAAAAAACCUUCCUCACGCGCGUAUUCGUCGAUCAUUGCAUCGCGAUCAAGGACGAGGCGCAUCUGGACGCGGCGAUUCCUGUCGUCAUGUUCCUCGCGUUCCGUAUCCAACAAACGUACAACGACCUCAUCAAAGACCUUACCGGAGCUCAAGACGAAGAUCACCUCGGCAACGCGCUCAACGAAGAUGCGCAGGCGCGUCGUGAGGAGAAGCAGAUGGACGCGGAGUUCGUCAUCGGGGAAAUGCUGCGAAUGGCGGUGAACAUGGACUAUACGGAUGAGAUGGGUAGACGGAAGAUGUUUUCGCUCGUUCGUGAGAUGAUCUCCCAGAGUAGUCUACCCGACUCCCUCGUCUCGGUUUGCCUUGACGUCUUACGCACGCUCUCAUCAAGUGAACGUGACCUCAUCCGUGUUGUCGUCGAAGUCGUGCACGAACUUCGAGAUCCCAAGGACACAGAUCAAGAGGAGGAGGAGGAAGAGCCUGCUAGCGUUGCACCAGGGCUGGAAGACGACGACGCUGCUGUCCUUAACCGCCUACCGCGUAUGCCCGCCCGCGAGAACAUGACGCCCGAAGAACGUGCACGCGCCGACGCCAUAGAUUUACGAUGUCUUUCGCUGUGUAUCGGAAUGCUGGAACGUGUCAACGGGACGUUUGAAGAAAACUCAACUUUAGAAGGUAUCCUCGGCGAAUUAAUUAUCCCCGCUGUGAAACGCAAGGAACUUGUUCUUCGCGAGAAGGGUCUCGUCGCACUUGGGUUGUGUUGCCUUAUCGCUCGCCGCAUGGCUCUCAACUCGUUCCAACUUUUCCUGGGCCAAAUCCAAGCCGCACCCGAGGUUCUCAAGAUCCAAGUCCUGCACAUCGUAUUCGAUAUUCUGAUGGUGCAUGACCGCGACUUCCUCGGUCGCGAUGACUCUGGAGGCGAUAAAGUGAUUGAUUUCCUGCUGCACAUCCUUUCCGCCGAGGAGAGCGACCGCGUGCAGGCCGUCCUCGUCAUCGGUCUAGCGAAGCUUGUCCUCGCGGGAAUGGUGGGCGACGAGAAGGUGCUCAAGAGCCUUGUCGCCGCGUACGUCUCCCCCGACACGGUAGACAAUCUCGAGCUGCGCCAAUGUUUGUCGUAUUUCCUGCCUGCAUAUUGCUACGCCAGCUGCACGAAUCAGCGCAGAAUGCAGCAGAUCUUCAUCCCGAUGUUCGAACAACUAGCAGAGGCGUCGCGCGACUUGGAUGAGGACCAGGAAAUGGUUACACCACUGCAAAUUGCGGGUAUGAUGACCGAUUGGACGAAUCCAGACAAAGCAUUCAAGAUUGAAGGCGCCGACACGGACGAGAUGAUUCAUUUCGAUUUAGCAUCAGAUAUCGUUAAGACCCUUUACAAGGACAAGAUGAAGCGCGAAGACAAAAAGGUCCUUUGCCAAAUUCUUGGCCACCUUUAUCUCCCUGACGAAGUGGACGCCGACAAAGUCCGGACACUCAAGCUUCUCCUGCACAAUCUUCAAUCCAGGCGUCCAUUGCGGGACACGACAUCCAGGAAUGCGUUCAACAAAUUCGACGCAGCCGUCACGAAACGAUAUGCCGAGCUACUCGAAGGUUUCUCCGAGGAAGAGUACCGACAGUUUGAGACCCUCAAGGAUCUGUUUGAAUUCUUGGACGAUAUUAUCCCCGAGGAUGAUGAUGAGGACGAUCCUCCUUCGAAAACUAAGGCUUCGCGGAAACGGCGCUCAGAGAGUGCUAUGACGGACACUCCAACCAGCAGUGGAGGAGAAGAUGCCGACUCGAAUGCAUCAUAUGGGUCGACACACAAGGCUAGCAAAGGGAAGGGGAAGACUAGGAGUAAACAACCUGCGAAACGGAGACGCGUUUCGGGCUCAGAGCAAGGUGAAGGAGACGAGGGCCAUGAUGAAGAUCCUGCUCCUGCACAAGAUUUCAUCACGCCCAUGCGGACUCAGCCUCGUCGAGCUGCUUCUGUGAAGAAGCCACCACCGCUACAGAAAAUCUUCGAUGAAGACGAAGAUGAAGAGCAAGAUGAAGAAGACGAUGAUGAGGAAGAACAAGAACAAGACGAAGGUUCUGUCGUCCCUCCCUCUGAGGAAGAAGAGGAAGAAGCCGCUUCCCCUCCUCCCUCCAGACAACCAAAGCUGCCACCCUCGAAGGCUAAGCCCAAAGGCGUCAGCGGGAACAGUAGGGCCAACAGCCGUCAACCAUCUCGUCCGGCUGUGAAUGGCCACGGUUCAAAGGCAAGACCUGUUAUGGCGAGGGCUAGUGCCGCGACUAUCAGCAGCGUGGCCGAGACAAGCUUUGACUCGAUCAUGGACGAAGAGGGAGAGGAGGAUGAAGAAGAUUUGGAUGAGGUGGAGGAUAUCUUGUAG